AUGGCGGGAUACAUUGGUGAAAAGCGUUUAAAUUAUUUUUCUAAAGCUUUAACUACGGAUGGCACAUUAAAUGUUCUUUUAGUUUGUACAUUUCAACCUUAUUUGGAAGAAAUCGGACACAAUUUAUAUGUCACUAGAGAAGUUCAACGAGAAAAAAGAACGUAUAGUUUAAAAGUACACACUUGUAAAUUUAUAACAGAUGUAUUAGAAUACAUGCCAGAAGAAUUUUAUGUUGAUUAUAUUGUUUUUUUAUUAAAACCAGAAAUGGGAAAUUGCUUGACUGAGGUUUCAAAUAAUUUAAUGUGGAUAGAUUCUAAUUUUCCUAAAGAAAAAAUUUGUUUAGUUAAUCCAAAUGCCACUUUUUUAGAUUCAACAGUUUCACCAAAUGAUAUUUGGGAAUUUGCCAUAGAACAUCAAUUCAAUGUUAUAAAUGGACAAAUUAAGAAACAAAAUGGUUUUUUCAACUUAUCGAAAAAAAUCCUAAACUUAGCCGAAGCAUGCUGUGGGGUUAUGGAAGGUGUACCAAUGGUUAACAUUGUAUAA
Molecule: messenger RNA, 543 nt
Organism: Pediculus humanus corporis (human body louse)
Lineage: Eukaryota; Metazoa; Arthropoda; Insecta; Psocodea; Pediculidae
Exons: 4
Coding region: 1-543 (180 amino acids)
Source: RefSeq, a predicted model, not a curated record